CCUACAUAAAUAGAUUGUAUUUAAUCUCAAUCUUAUUGUAAAAAACGAUUAUUUUCUGAAAUUCUCAACUAUCAGAUUUAAUGCUCCUAACCCAGGCUUUGGUAAUCCGAUGACAAACAUUUGGAACAGGAUAUAAAGAAAAUCUUAAGAUUUAACAAUCCUUUAAGAAAUAAAAUUAUUUUUCCCUAGAAUAAAUAUGUUCUUUAGUACUUAAACAUUUUUAAUAAUAAAAAUUCAAUUUUGCUCUUGAUUGAUUGUAUUUUAAAUUGGAUCUCUUUUAUUUUUACAGAAAUGAAGGCUUCUAAAAUAUGAUGAUUCGAGAAGGAAUGCUUUUCGUGUUCUGGUUUGUCUUUCUCGCCAUUACAAGAAUUUCCGGCGAGGAAGAUACUCUCCAGUCCACUAACCGUCCCAUAAUGGAAGUCGAAAAACAAGAUUUUCCGUCUGAAAUGCCAAUAUUUUAUUCUCAGCACGUAAAUGUUAGUCAACUUGUAACACUUCCAAUAUCCACUAUUAUCCAUCCAGUAACAAUUGAUGAAAAUGAUUCAUCUGAUAAUCCGCCAAAUGUCAGCACGAAAGUAACUACAGUUCCAAACCAAGUAAUUCCGCGAUAUAUUACCGAUGUAGAAAACAUAGGAACAGAAAUGGUAACUCAUAAUAUCAAAUUGCUAGGAAACAUCACAGAAACAAACGCGACAAGUUCCGAAGAUAGGAGGAUACCAGUUAAUAUGAUCAGUGCAGUUGCCAAAUCCAAACAUUUAGCACAACAAAACAUUUCUCAGAUAUCUGAAGAAAUUUCUACUUUUCCUUCAGUCAAUGUUUCUGUGACAAAACAUCAAGAAGUUAGAUGCCCGUCGGAAAAAGACAAUGACAUUUGGUGGAAUGAUAGGAAAGUUGGAACAUUGGCCGUCCAACCAUGUACCACUGGGUAUCAUGGCAACAUUUAUAGACGUUGUUACGUUGGUGGAAUUUGGGGAACAGCUGACUAUACAGACUGCAAGCUGGAAAGAUUGCAGAGAUUAGGCCAUCUGGUAAGGGAUCUCGUUAUUUUUAUUUUAUUUUUUUCAAUAAUGUUACAUGAAGUAAGUACUUGGAGUUGUAUUAUUCCAAGAUAA
This is a messenger RNA of Centruroides sculpturatus (bark scorpion), 1112 nucleotides long. RefSeq lists its product as uncharacterized. NCBI's taxonomy places the organism in Eukaryota, Metazoa, Arthropoda, Arachnida, Scorpiones, Buthidae. Bases 309 to 1112 code for a protein of 267 amino acids. Gene Ontology annotation, cellular component: membrane. Gene Ontology annotation, molecular function: G protein-coupled receptor activity. The transcript has 2 exons. The record is from RefSeq and is a predicted model, not a curated record.